AUGGGUUCCUCAAAGAAAACACGCAAGUUUUGCCCUCACGGUUGCGGAUCCCGGGUGACAAACAUCGCUCGACAUGAGGCCAAUUGUCGCCGGCUGCGUAUAACUGAAAUCAUCACCCAGGAGAGGAUUGGAGAGCUUGCGAAAGAAUGGUCACGUGUUGGAAAGAAGAGAAAGCAUUCCUCGCAUGUCACCGCAGAUAUGAUCCCUACGGAGGACGACCCUGGUAGCCGGAAACCGCGGAGGCCCAGACACUUGGACUCAUAUGAGACUGGAGAUGACACUGGAAUGCUCGGAAUUGGCGAGGACCUCCCAGUCCUCCCGCCCGAUACCGACGAUAUGGCGGCAAUAGCAUUGUGCGAAGAUUCAAGCACGACAGACAGCUCGACUCCCCUGCCUACCACUACGACUCCAGCAGAUGAGUUCAACAUAUCCAGGGUGUUCUAUGGCCAUGCACAUGCCAAAGCUUUGAGAAGGGACGAAGAGUCCCAAUCUUCUUCCGUACAACGAAGCACGGACAAUGCAGGCGACGAGAACGAAGAAGGGAGCGAUCACGAGGUAUGCGAUGCGAUGAUACAUGAAGAGAACCCAAAAGCGAGAAGCGGCGAGAGUGAGUCGAGCGACUGGGCUGGGCACGUCCUGAAACAUCCUGGGGAUGGUGCACCCCGGAUCAUAGAGUCUGAUGGUGCCGAGUGGGUCUGUACGGAAAAGCGGGUGGGCCGGGAGGCGGAUUCUGAGGAGGACAUGAGGAUGGUUGGCAGGGGGGCUGAGGAAGAGGACGAGGACGAGUAG
Molecule: messenger RNA, 789 nt
Organism: Cryptococcus wingfieldii CBS 7118
Lineage: Eukaryota; Fungi; Basidiomycota; Tremellomycetes; Tremellales; Cryptococcaceae
Exons: 3
Coding region: 1-789 (262 amino acids)
Source: RefSeq, a predicted model, not a curated record